AUGGCACCAUCGUCACUGCACGGCCUCAACGUCGUCCACCCUCCUCACACCUCCUCUGGCGCACAGGACCUUUUGCCUGGUCCUUCAUUCCACGACUCUGAACUCUACUGGAAGAAUAUCAAUUUCGACGACGAAGAACCCCUCUUCGAUGAAAAACGCCCAUCCACAGACUCGCUCCAUGAUUCUCAUGGCGAGGAUAACCACUCUAUCGAAUCGGGUCUCCCACAGGCUCAUGCCCAGGGAAUGAACGUCCCCAACCUCCUCCCGCAAAACACCUACGACUUGGCAGAAUUACUAGCCUCGUAUGGACGUGUCGCCCAAAACAAUCAACCCUCCCUCUCCAUCGUGCAGAUGUUGGCCGCAGCCCAAGGCCCCAACUUUGCUCUGCCUCAGCAGCCCGCCGAACCAUCUUCCGGCAAAUCGGCUGCUUACGAUACCCCUCCGGCCGCCAAGCGGUCUCGAACACGCAAGUCUUCGAUCUCAUCGUCUCCAGAAGUUCAGUCUCCGGAGGAUUCUGUCGAGUCCUCUCUGAGCGUGGCAGAGGACAAGCGGCGGAGGAACACGGCCGCAUCGGCCCGCUUCAGGCUGAAGAAGAAGGAGCGUGAGGCCGCGCUCGAGACACGGGCGAAAGAGUUGGAAUCACGGGUCGGAGAGUUAGAACGGGAAUGCGAGGGUCUCCGGAGAGAGAACGGAUGGCUCAAGGGUCUCGUGGUUGGUGUUACCAGUGGUGUUCCCGCAGCCGGCCCAGCGCAAUUGGGGAUCAAGAGAGUGCGAGAGGAAGAAGAUGCGUAG
Messenger RNA from Mycena citricolor, 792 nucleotides. NCBI's taxonomy places the organism in Eukaryota, Fungi, Basidiomycota, Agaricomycetes, Agaricales, Mycenaceae. The record is from the annotation of a GenBank genome assembly.